Molecule: messenger RNA, 24963 nt
Organism: Drosophila ananassae
Lineage: Eukaryota; Metazoa; Arthropoda; Insecta; Diptera; Drosophilidae
Gene: Strn-Mlck
Product: myosin light chain kinase, smooth muscle
Exons: 26
Coding region: 228-24608 (8126 amino acids)
Biological process (GO): protein phosphorylation; intracellular signal transduction; positive regulation of apoptotic process
Cellular component (GO): nucleus
Molecular function (GO): protein binding; ATP binding; protein serine/threonine kinase activity
Source: RefSeq, a predicted model, not a curated record
UAUUGCAGUCCUCGCGACCCGAUACGAAGUACAAUAAAUACCGUUUCUAUAGAAUCAUCUUUGAAAAUAUUCUGGCAGUGUCUGUGUCUCCGACAACCCAUAUUCUCGGGCCGCUAUUGUGUCCAUUGAACUGUAGAAUCCUCCAAGAAUCCAAAGAAACAAUCGCCGUAAGAUAGGGUAGCUUUUAAGUGGAUUAUUUUUGCCGGAGAUCGUAGUGGUGAGCCGCCAUGGGCAACGGAUGCUCGAAAUGCUGCCAGUGCAAUGAGCACAAACAAAUUCACGGUGCCCUCUCCUCGGCCUCGUCGGUUUACAGGAAAAGGACCCGCAAUGAGAUUCCCAUCGAAAACUCCGACCGCUUUCGCAUUACGGCCACCAGCAACGCCGUGCAGCUGGCCGUGGAGCACGUGCAGCGGGAGGAUGCCGGCCACUACACGCUGUUCGCCAGGACGAAAAGACAGGACGUGGUGCGCAGGCAUGUGGAGCUCAUCGUGGAAGACAGAUCAGCAGGCGAAGAUCCACCUGUAUUUCUCCGCCGCCUUGCCGACCUCUCCGUGAAAGUGGGCACCCGCACUCGCCUACUCGCCGAAAUCCGGAGCUCAACAGAUUUGAAGCUCACCUGGUACAGAAACGAUCGGCGGGUGUGCGCCAACGACCGCAUCUCAGAGAUCAGCGAGGGCACCUUCCACUACUUGGAGGUGAGUCCGGUAACCCUGGAGGAUGGCGGACAGUGGAUGCUGAUGGCGGAGAACUUCGGUGGGCGCAACUCCUGCCUAGCCACACUCAAUGUGCUGGUGCCGAAAGCCUACAAGACACCUGAGUUUGUGGAGGAGCUGCGGGCGGUUCUCACCGAGCAGGGCACUGUCUCCUUGGAGUGCAAAGUGGUGGGAGUACCUACGCCGCAUCUGAGAUGGUUUAAGGACUCGCGGGAGAUCAAGGCGGGCGAUAUGUUCGCGUUGACAGCGAAUGCGGAUGACCCCACCAGCCUGGGAACCUACACCUGUGAGGCGCGCAACUGCAUGGGCGUUACCUACUCCAGCUCCAAGGUGCAUGUGGUGGGCAGAGGCAGUCGCGAGGGCUCCCUCAAACCGGCGGACAGCGUCGUCAAUAAUUCCCCACCUCCGAUCUUCACAAACGAACUGCGGGACAUGAGCGUCGGCAUCGGUGACACUAUUAUUCUGGGCUGUCAAGUGGUGGUGCCUCCCUGGCCCAAGAGCGUGUGCUGGUACAACACGACCGGACGGGUGGAGACUGCCGAGCGGUACAAGCUGAUAGAAGACGGUCUGGGCGUCUAUAUGAUCGAGAUCAAGCCCUCGGAGUCCUGCGACGCUGGCGACUGGAAGUGUGUGGUGACCAGCUUCGACGGCAGCUCCGGAAUUUCCGCGUGUUCCGUCAAAAUGGAUAUUCCCCGGAAUUAUCGCAAGCCGCGAUUCAUGGAGAGCCUGCGAGCCGUACUGACCGAGGAGGGACUUGUGUCCUUCGAGUGCAAGGUGGUGGGCUUCCCCACACCAGCCCUUAAAUGGUUCAAGGACGGCCACGAACUGAAGCCCGGAGACGUCUACCAGCUGACAGGAACAAACUCCUUGGGCACAUACUGCUGCAUCGCCAGGAACUGCAUGGGAGAGACCAGUAGCACUGCCGUUUUAACGGUGGAGGACAUCCAGAACCAGCUUACGGACGAGGAGCGCUUGGGCUUCACUCAGCAAAACCAGGCACCCAAAUUCGUGACAGGACUGAAGAGCACCGAUGCCAAAAUCAACGAGCCCUUCCAAUUCAAGGUGGUGGUAAGGGCGACCCCAGAUCCCACACUCUCGUGGUUCCGCGAUGAACUUCCGAUCGAUCCAAACGAACGAUAUAACCACUACCGCGGCCAGAACGACGACUGGGUCAUGGACAUCAAAGCCGUUGAGUUUGUGGAUCAGGCCGAGUGGAAGUGCGUGGCCGUCAAUGAUUUUGGCACCAGCAUCACCUCCUGCUUCCUCAAGCUGCAGAUUCCCAGGCACUAUAAGAAGCCGCGCUUCCUGGAGUGCCUCAGAGCUGUUUUGACGGAAGAGGGAGCCGUGAACUUGGAGUGCAAGGUCAUCGGAGUACCUCAGCCGGCUCUGAAGUGGUACAAAGACGGCGUGGAACUCAAGCCAGGCGAUAUUCAUCGCAUUAUAUCCGGACAGGACGGAACCUGCUGCCUGGGCACCUAUACCUGUGAAGCACGUAACUGCAUGGGCGUGGUGGCUAGCUCCGCCUCGCUUCUAGGCUUCGAAGAUGCCCAAAGGAGCCAGCAGCAACAAAUCAGCGAACAGCAGGAAAACGAGCUGCAGAGGAAUCUUUCAUUGUCCACCAUCCAGGAGGAGCGAACCUCACAGCUGUACGAGACGCCUAUGGGGGACAUCACUAUAGACGAAAAAGGCGACGUGUCCUUCUCGUUUGACGGCAAGGAGGUGUCCGUCUCCCUCUACGAGACACCUGAUCUGACCGAGGAGGAGGCCCUCAAGAUUGUGGAGAUGUAUGCGGAUCAGAUUUCCGAGCACGUAACGGAGCACAACAUAGUCGAGUUGCCGCCUCUGCGCUUCGUCAAGGAGACCUCGCAGUCCGGAAAGCUCCUGAUGGAGGCUGUCGUCAUAGACAUUUCGCCAGAGUACUUUAGUCAUGAGGAGGAUAUGCGCACGGAGGCCGACAUAGAUGACGUGUCCAUUAAUGAGAUAACUGUCCACGGUUCCUCCGGCAUGGAGAGCCGGUUCGACCACGAGGUAGAACAAUAUGCACAGGAGUCAUUUGACAAAAUGACGGAGGAAUUGUCUCUAUCGGCACCAAUACGCAAGCGGAAGAAGUCGAAGCCCACGGAGACUGAUGAGUUUUUCAGCUUGUCCAAGGCCUCGGCUUUGGAGGGCGAGGAGGAGGAUGCCUCCGACUUGCAGACAUUUGUCAGUGCGCAGAUGUCUACGUCUCAGAAGGAUAACGACAAGGACUCUCCGGUAGCCCCGCCGCAAAGGAAGAAGUCUAAGAAGCCAACUGAUAGUGAUUCUUCAAAGACCACUGAAGACGAGGCGCGACUGCAGGACAUUUCAGGAGCAGUGGGUGACGGGCUAAUGGUUUCCCCGACCUCGCACGCCAAAGUUGUGACCGAUGAGAAUGAAAUCAACAAGAACCUAAUGGCUCUUAUUCCGCUGGCCAAGUUGCUUAGGGUAAUCGAGAACCACCUCGCGGCAGUGGAGAACGAGGUAAUGGAACAGUCCACCAUGAUGAUGACCCCGUCUGCGGCAGAUCAGAGCAUCGCUAUCAUCCGAAACAUUGUCGAUCCCAUCAAGCAAAUUGAAUCGAAGUUGAGGGUCUACUCCGGGGAGACCCAGAUAGACGCGUUGAUUCAGUCCAUGGAUGAGGAUAUUCGGCAGCUGCAUCUGGGCCUUCAAGUCAUAGAGAAGUGUGUGGAAAUCGAUGAGACAGGAGCCACGUUGAUCCAACGAACCAGUGUGUGCAUUAUCGACAGUGUGGCCGAGCAAAUGAAGCGAGCCCUCGGAGAGUUGAAAGUCAUGAGCCAGAAAUUUGAGUCGGAGUGCCUGAGGGCCCAGAUCGAACUGACAGCCGAUGACAUCCAGCAGGGACUCGAGAUUACACAGGACACUAUAAGGUCCCAGGCCUUGCUGCAGGAGGCCCAAGAGCUGGAGGCAGCCAAGCACUUCACGGAAGCCGUGGAGAAGAUGCAGGAAGUUCCCGAUUCCGUAUCCUUUGCCACCAUUUCGGAAGCCAACUUACCCAGCGAGGCGAGUUCCUUGAAACUGAUCUGCCAGCCAGUGGCCAAGAUCCAGGAGGCUUUGGAACGCGUCGAAAUGGAGCUCUCACUCGAGGAGUCCGAGGAGCAGAUCUACAAAAAGGUCCAUCAAAAAGUACUCGAGAGCAUUGUUGAGCCAAUUAAAAGCUUACAGAGCACCUUGCAGUCGAUCGAGGACAAGACGGAGUCCCUGGCCGGGUCAGACUCAAUGGAGCAAAAGAUCAACAUGGCCAUUCUAGACAUUGUAACGCCGCCGCUCUUCGAGCUCAACAAGGGUCUGGAGGUUAUCCUUAACGAGAAAUCGGACAGCGUCGAAGGCGGAAUGCUCACGGUGAGCACGGUCGAGUCGAUGGUUCCUCCUUUGCAGGAGAUUCAAAACGGACUGGCGCAGCUGGGCCAGGAUCUAGAAAGCGGUCAAGCCGCCGAGCCUGUGGAACUCUUACCUGAACAGGCCAUGGAUGUGACAGAUACCCAGAAACUCCUGCAGUCUUUUGCUCAGGCAGUACUGCAUUUCGAAACGAAUAUAGAAGGGAUAUCCCCUCGACUUUCCUCGAGUGUGAAAAUCCGCUUGACAAAUCUGAAGGACGAACUUUCCUCCUUGAUAAGCACCAUAUUAGAAAAGAAUAUAACUGGAAACCAUGUGGAGCUGCUGAAUAAGCUCAAGCGCCCCGUGGAUGAGCUUAACUAUUGUAUUCGACAAACGGAGGUAAAGUCCAUGACUGGGUCUCUGGCGGAUCUUAUUGAGCCGCUCAGCACGCUGCAGGAGAGCACCAAGAAAGGACGAGGGUACUUUUUGGCGGCGAGGGAGCCCGACCAAAGGACUCUGCAAUCUCUCGAAAACAUAAGCUGCAUUAUUCGUAAUGCGGUCAUUGAUAUUGAGGAACACGAGUUCCGGAUUCUGCAGCAGGAGAUUCAGCAAGACGAGGAGCAAGCUUCCCAACAACAGGACAAGUCCUUCAGUGCUCUGCGCAAGGUACUGGAGACGAAAGUCUCACUCGAGGAGGCAGUUGCCAACAUUGAAACGCUGCAGGAGGCUUUGAACAAAAUUUGCGAUAAUCCCAGAGCUCCAGAGCAAGUUAAGGCUUCGGCCAAGGAGGCUCAGGUGCCUCUUUUGCGAAUUCUACAAACAGCCCAAGGACUGGCCAAGUUCAGUGAAGCGGAGACCACCUUCGAUGUCAACGAGGCUAAAACCACCAGGAUCCUCUUUGAAUGCGGUAAAAGCUUUUUCGAUCUGGCCAAGGCUCUGGAUACUCCGGAUUCCCCGUCCGGAGAUAAAUUCCAAAGUGCGCUGGGACAGUUUACUGACAUUGUUGAUCAGCAAAUGCAGUCUAUGGAUGAGAAACUGGCCAUAGCUAGUCCGUUAGCAGGCCUGAUUCGUGUUCUCGAAAGUCUGCAGCCUCCUCGGGGAUCACUUGAGGACGUGUCCACUUUAGAUGAUAUGUCGGUGUUUAGGUCAGUAGCCGAAUCUCUACCAACUGACUCCGUUUCGGAGAAAGCCGAGCCCGCUUCGGAUAAACCAUCGCGACUUGAAGUCCUCUUGACGGAUCUAAACCAAGGCAUUUCCGCGGUUCUUUCUCACUGUGAGGAAGGAGACGUUGCUUCUUUAUCAGAAAAGUCCGCCAUGCAAGUCCAGGCGGCGAUGGUUAAGAUGCAGGAAUUGCAAAAAAGCAUUGGAAACGAAAUUGGAAACGUUCUGCAGGAAACGAACAUCAUGGAUGCGGUGCACUCCAUUUCCGAAGCUAGCCAGCAAGGCACCUUCGCAGAGGCACUCUGUAGUCUGGAAAAAUGUGUCUUGCAAGUGGAAGAGUGCUUGGCCCACAGUGGUCCGGUGGAAAGCAUCAGUGACUUGGAGCUGUCAAAGCUCAAGGUGCUGGCCAAUCCCCUUCACGACUUGAGACUGUGCUGUGAGCAAAUGGAAGUACAAGUAAUGGAACACGUUCUAGAUUUAUCCACCCAGGGCGACAUAUCCGAGCUCAAGAGCAUCGGGCAGGUACAGACAGUGUCGGAGCACAUUCAGGAGGCUGUGGUGGCAGAGGAGCCUGAAGUGGAGGUGUUUGACAUUCAGCAAGGAGUGGCCAGCGGCAUCAGACAACUUGAGGCCUGUCUGGAGGUCACCCAGACCGACGGAAACGAGGAGCUCCAGCAGGUGGGGCACAUAAUGCAGCAGCUAAAGACGGAUCUGCAGAGCAUUCAGAGUGUUCUGGUGGCCGAAAGCGAACAGCACGAGACUGUGCUGGCUCAAGCCAAGAUAGCCCGCACCAUGUUCCGCCUGAAGGAGUGCCUGGUGCACACCUAUGAGUCCGGGUUGGUGGACUCUCUCGAGACCGUGGAGAGUGCCUUUGAAGACAUACUUCUUUCUCUGCCCAUACUGGAGAGUCAGUUGGCCGAGGAAAUGUUUUUCAAGAUCGAAGCGGCUUUCCGGAACUUUGUACUGCGUUGUGAAGAACAGCAGGACGAAAACUUCACAGCCCUCAAGCCUUCCAUUGAAAAUCUGGCCCAGUCCAUUGCGGCUGUGGCCUCGCAUCCUACCGUCGAUGUCGAGAGGUCUUCAGGGGUGGUGGUGCAGCUCCAAACCAGCCUCAUGUCUGCCUUCAGAAGUCUCAAUGAUGUUGGCGAGCGGCUCAGCAACGAAGAAUCGGCUGCUCUCCUGAAAACCCAAAAUGGCUUGGUGGCCGUGUUCGAUUUUAUUGAGGGAAGCGAGAACUCCAUACGGGUCAUUGAACUUCUGCAGGAAAUCGAUUCCGUGGCGACUGAGCUGAAGGCCCUGUCCCAAAUUCCGAGUGAGCCGUCGGUCCCGAUCGACAUCACCACGAUUAUUCAAAAUGUCUCCUCUGGCAAGGCUUUCCUUACGGAAAUAGAGGAGGGCCUCAAGGCCAAUAGUGCCCAGUGCAUCCUACUGCUCGACGAGAACACCGAUGACAUUGGUCAGUUGGAGGCAACACUUCUCCAAAUCGAGGAGGAGAUUUUGAGUCAGCCCCAGCUGACCCGGAUCACCGCUAAGCAAGUGGCCCUUAUAGAGGCACUGCAGGGUCAGCUCGACAAUCUCAAGGAAAAACUGAAUAAGCUGAGUGUGUUCUUGGCGGAACUCCAAACACAACCCGCAGUUUCUUCUUCUGAGUCUGUAGUGGAAACCGAUUUGGAAGCGGAGGAAGAGGGAAGCCCAGAGGACACCGAGCCAGAAGCCAAAAAACCAAAGUUAUUUGAGCUUGAAGCUCCGAAGAAGCAGCCAGUUGAUACCCAGAAGUCUACAGAGGCUGAGGAAAUCCAUCUUGAAAGGAAACCGGAAACGGAAAUUGAGUUACAAGGAACAGAAGUUACCAGGCCUACUGAAAACGAGGGCGUGACUGAUGUUCUUGACGAAAAGGCAUCGCUUCAAGCUAUUCAAAAUUUAAAACAGAAGCUUGAGGGUUUGGAUAGCGAUGGCAGUAACUCUAUUACAACCGAGUGUCAAAACCUUCUCGAAAAUCUCGAAGACUCUGUAAAGGUAGCCAAAUCCAUAUUCAAACUUAAGGAACAUAUAGUUCAUACUUACGAUGGAAGGACACAGCAGGAAGAGGAGGGUAACAAGCUCAUCGAAGAAUUUAUCGAAUCGCUUUUGGAAGCCUGCCCAGAAGCUGCAGAGCAAGUGAUGAAAAAUUAUCUGAAAGAAAUAAAAACCAAUGUUAUCUUAACUAAAGCAGCCAUUCAAUUAAUUGACGAGAGCCAAAUGCUUAUAAAGCCAUCUUUGUUGAUCUCUAAACUAGACAAUCUGGAGAGCAUCUCCCAAAAAAUUCAAACACAGACACACGUAGAUAAGUCGUCGGAAAAGAUGAUCAGCCUGCAACAAAGCCUAAUGGAUAUCUUCAUUAUUCUAGACGACAUUCUAAAUGAGAAAUCGGGCAUUAAAAACCAAAGUAUUGAAGAAUUGAAAUCUAUCUUGCUCAGCGAAUAUGAUUACAUUGAGAAGAAACAGGGCCAACUUCACACACCAAUUAUCAACGGAAAGAUUCAAGAAAUCACACUUCGCGUUUUAAAUAUAUGCGAGGAUCUUAAAGAAUUGGUACAAAAUCAAAUCCAAAAGAAGGCCGAAGACGCAUAUGUUGAAGCUUUAACACCAUCCGAGGACGUAGUUGACCACAAAAUCACCGAAGACUCGGAAGCUACACCAGACGAAGCAAGGGCUUUGGAGAAGCAGUCUCUGGAAGAGCAGAAAUUAGAUGCUAAGACCCAGAAACAAGCCGAAUCGGCGUCUGAAAAGAAAUCAGAGACGGCGGAAGUAUCUGAAGUGCUUGCCGAGGAAAUAUCAGAGGAAAAGGCGGAAGAAUCCAAGAAGCCGGAAGUCAAGGAAUCUGAAGCUAAGUCCGAUCAGGCCAAGGCUUUGGAAAAGGAGUCUCUGGAAGAGCAGCAACUAGAUGCUAAGACCCAGAAACAAGCCAAAUCGGCGUCUGAAAAGAAACCAGAGACGGCGGAAGUAUCUGAAGUGCUUGCCGAGGAAAUAUCAGAGGAAAAGGCGGAAGAAUCCAAGAAGCCGGAAGUCAAGGAAUCUGAAGCUAAGUCCGAUCAAGCCAAGGCUUUGGAGAAGGAGUCUCUGGAAGAGCAGCAACUAGAUGCUAAGACCCAGAAACAAGCCAAAUCGGCGUCUGAAAAGAAACCAGAGACGGCGGAAGUAUCUGAGGUCCUUGCCGAGAAAAUAUCUGAGGAAAAGGUGGAAGAAUCCAAGAAGCUGGAUGUCAAGGAAUCGGAAGCUAAGCCCGAUCAAGCCAAGGCUUUGGAGAAGCAGUCUCUGGAAGAGCAGCAACUAGAUGCUAAGAUCCAGAAACAAGCCGAAUCGGCGCCUGAAAAGAAAUCAGAGACGGCGGAAGUAUCUGAGGUCGUUGCCGAGAAAAUGUCUGAGGAAAAGGUGGAAGAAUCCAAGAAGCCGGAAGUCAAGGAAUCUGAAGCUAAGCCCGAUCAAGCCAAGGCUUUGGAGAAGCAGUCUCUGGAAGAGCAGCAACUAGAUGCUAAGAUCCAGAAACAAGCCGAAUCGGCGGCUGAAAAGAAAUCAGAGACGGCGGAAGUAUCUGAGGUCUUUGCCGAGAAAAUAUCUGAGGAAAAGGUGGAAGAAUCCAAGAAGCCGGAUGUCAAGGAAUCUGAAGCUAAGCCCGAUCAAGCCAAGACUUUGGAGAAGCAAUCUCUGGAAGAGCAGAAACUGGAUGCUAAGACCCAGAAACAAGCCGAAUCGGCGUCUGAAAAGAAUUUAGAGAUGGCGGAAGUAUCUGAGGUCCUUGCCGAGAAAAUAUCUGAGGAAAAGGUGGAAGAAUCCAAGAAGCUGGAUGUCAAGGAAUCGGAAGCUAAGCCCGAUCAAGCCAAGGCUUUGGAGAAGCAGUCUCUGGAAGAGCAGCAACUAGAUGCUAAGACCCAGAAACAAGCCGAAUCGGCGUCUGAAAAAAAAUCAGAGACGGCGGAAGUAUCUGAAGUCCUCGCUGAGAAAAUAUCUGAGGAAAAGGUGGAAGAAUCCAAGAAGCCGGAAGUCAAGGAAUCUGAAGCUAAGCCCGAUCAAGCCAAGGCUUUGGAGAAGCAGUCUCUGGAAGAGCAGCAACUAGAUGCUAAGACCCAGAAACAAGCCGAAUCGGCGUCUGAAAAGAAACCAGAGACGGCGGAAGUAUCUGAAGUCCUUGCCGAGAAAAUAUCUGAGGAAAGGGUGGAAGAAUCCAAGAAGCCGGAAGUCAAGGAAUCUGAAGCUAAGCCCGAUCAAGCCAAGGCUUUGGAGAAGCAGUCUCUGGAAGAGCAGCAACUAGAUGCUAAGAUCCAGAAACAAGCCGAAUCGGCGGCUGAAAAGAAAUCAGAGACGGCGGAAGUAUCUGAGGUCUUUGCCGAGAAAAUAUCUGAGGAAAAGGUGGAAGAAUCCAAGAAGCCGGAUGUCAAGGAAUCUGAAGCUAAGCCCGAUCAAGCCAAGACUUUGGAGAAGCAAUCUCUGGAAGAGCAGAAACUGGAUGCUAAGACCCAGAAACAAGCCGAAUCGGCGUCUGAAAAGAAUUCAGAGAUGGCGGAAGUAUCUGAGGUCCUUGCCGAGAAAAUAUCUGAGGAAAAGGUGGAAGAAUCCAAAAAGCUGGAUGUCAAGGAAUCGGAAGCUAAACCCGAUCAAGCCAAGGCUUUGGAGAAGGAGUCUCUGGAAGAGCAGCAACUAGAUGCUAAGAUCCAGAAACAAGCCGAAUCGGCGCCUGAAAAGAAAUCAGAGACGGCGGAAGUAUCUGAGGUCGUUGCCGAGAAAAUGUCUGAGGAAAAGGUGGAAGAAUCCAAGAAGCCGGAAGUCAAGGAAUCUGAAGCUAAGCCCGAUCAAGCCAAGGCUUUGGAGAAGCAGUCUCUGGAAGAGCAGCAACUAGAUGCUAAGACCCAGAAACAAGCCGAAUCGGCGUCUGAAAAAAAAUCAGAGACGGCGGAAGUAUCUGAAGUCCUCGCUGAGAAAAUAUCUGAGGAAAAGGUGGAAGAAUCCAAGAAGCCGGAAGUCAAGGAAUCUGAAGCUAAGCCCGAUCAAGCCAAGGCUUUGGAGAAGAAGUCUCUGGAAGAGCAGCAACUAGAUGCUAAGACCCAGAAACAAGCCAAAUCGGCGUCUGAAAAGAAACCAGAGACGGCGGAAGUAUCUGAGGUCCUUGCCGAAAAAAUAUCUGAGGAAAGGGUGGAAGAAUCCAAGAAGCCGGAAGUCAAGGAAUCUGAAGCUAAGCCCGAUCAAGCCAAGGCUUUGGAGAAGCAGUCUCUGGAAGAUCAGAAACUGUAUGCUAAGACCCAGAAACAAGCCGAAUCGACGGCUGAAAAGAAAUCAGAGACGGCGGAAGUAUCUGAGGUCCUAGCCGAGAAAAUAUCUGAGGAAAGGGUGGAAGAAUCCAAGAAGCCGGAAGUCAAGGAAUCUGAAGCUAAGCCCGAUCAAGCCAAGGCUUUGGAGAAGCAGUCUCUGGAAGAGCAGCAACUAGAUGCUAAGAUCCAGAAACAAGCCGAAUCGGCGGCUGAAAAGAAAUCAGAGACGGCGGAAGUAUCUGAGGUCUUUGCCGAGAAAAUAUCUGAGGAAAAGGUGGAAGAAUCCAAGAAGCCGGAUGUCAAGGAAUCUGAAGCUAAGCCCGAUCAAGCCAAGACUUUGGAGAAGCAAUCUCUGGAAGAGCAGAAACUGGAUGCUAAGACCCAGAAACAAGCCGAAUCGGCGUCUGAAAAGAAUUCAGAGAUGGCGGAAGUAUCUGAGGUCCUUGCCGAGAAAAUAUCUGAGGAAAAGGUGGAAGAAUCCAAGAAGCUGGAUGUCAAGGAAUCGGAAGCUAAGCCCGAUCAAGCCAAGGCUUUGGAGAAGCAGUCUCUGGAAGAGCAGCAACUAGAUGCUAAGACCCAGAAACAAGCCGAAUCGGCGUCUGAAAAAAAAUCAGAGACGGCGGAAGUAUCUGAAGUCCUCGCUGAGAAAAUAUCUGAGGAAAAGGUGGAAGAAUCCAAGAAGCCGGAAGUCAAGGAAUCUGAAGCUAAGCCAGAUCAAGCCAAGGCUUUGGAGAAGCAGUCUCUGGAAGAGCAGCAACUAGAUGCUAAGACCCAGAAACAAGCCAAAUCGGCGUCUGAAAAGAAACCAGAGACGGCGGAAGUAUCUGAGGUCCUUGCCGAAAAAAUAUCUGAGGAAAGGGUGGAAGAAUCCAAGAAGCCGGAAGUCAAGGAAUCUGAAGCUAAGCCCGAUCAAGCCAAGGCUUUGGAGAAGCAGUCUCUGGAAGAGCAGAAACUGGAUGCUAAGACCCAGAAACAAGCCGAAUCGACGGCUGAAAAGAAAUCAGAGACGGCGGAAGUAUCUGAGGUCCUUGCCGAGAAAAUAUCUGAGGAAAAGGUGGAAGAAUCCAAGAAGCCGGAAGUCAAGGAAUCUGAAGCUAAGCCCGAUACAGCCAAGGCUUUGGAGAAGCAGUCUCUGGACGAGCAGCAACUAGAUGCUAAGACCCAGAAACAAGCCGAAUCGGCGUCUGAAAAGAAAUCAGAGACGGCGGAAGUAUCUGAAGUGCUUGCCGAGAAAAUAUCUGAGGAAAGGGUGGAAGAAUCCAAGAAGCCGGAAGUCAAGGAAUCUGAAGCUAAGCCCGAUCAAGCCAAGGCUUUGGAGAAGCAGUCUCUGGAAGAGCAGCAACUAGAUGCUAAGACCCAGAAACAAGCCGAAUCGGCGUCUGAAAAGAAACCAGAGACGGCGGAAGUAUCUGAGGUCCUUGCCGAGAAAAUAUCUGAGGAAAAAGCGGAAGUGUUCAAGCAGCCGGAAGUCAAGGAAUCUGAAGCUAAGCCCGAUCAAGCCAAGGCUUUGGAGAAGCAGUCUCUGGAAGAGCAGAAACUGGAUGAAAAGACUCAAAAACAAGGAGAAUUGGAAUUUGAUAAUAAAUCAAAGAAGGCGGAAGUAUCUAAAGUUCUUGGGGAGAAAAUAGCUCUGGAAGAAGCUGAAGAAUCCAGGCAAACGGAAGUCACGGAAUCUCCCUUAGAAAGCUUGAACAUUAUAUUUGAAAAUUGGAUUCAAUGGGCUAAAGUCAAUGGGACUAUGAGCGAUUUAGAAUCAAUUGUUGCGGAGAGGAAUUUCAUCUUGGAUAAUUUUAAUGAUGUCCGUGAAAUUUCCAAAUCUAUUUCCAGUCUGAAUAAUAAACUAAUUGAUGGACCUUUGCGAAGAGACCAUGGAGAGAUAGAAUUUAUCAACGCCGUUAUUGAAUCGCUGUUUGAAUUUUGUCCAGAAGUUGCAGGCCAUGUGAUGCCGAAUUGCGUUCGAGAAAUUAAAAGCAAUUGUAUAUUAAUUAAAGCUGCAAUCCAACUAAUUGAUGACUGUAACAUGUUCACAAAACCUUCGCUGUUGGUGCCAAAAAUAGUAAAUUUGGAGAGAAUCGCAGAAAAGAACCAAACGAUCGCACAGGUUGAUAAGUCGUCUGGAAAAAUGAUAAAUUUGCAACAGACGUUAAUGGACUUUUUCGUCAUAUUUGACGAUAUUUUGGACGAUAAUACUGAGGUAUUAAGGCCUAAAAUAGAAGACCUCAAAACAGCAUUGCUAAAUGACUAUGACUAUAUUGAAAAUAAACAGGGAAAAAUAAGUACCGCAUUCGUGAACGGAAAAAUUCAGAUAGUAACAUCCAAAAUCUUGAAUGUCAUUGAAAACUUAAAAACACUGAUUGAGGGAUUGGAAUUAGAAUCGGCCAACGCAGAAGAAUCUAAAAUCCUUCCAGAAAUAAUACACGAGAAAGAGGCAAAGCCUGAAGAACCUGAAGAGAAAAUAUCUAAGAAGAAGGCGGAAGAACCCAAGCAGCCGGAAGUCAAGGAGUCGGAAGCUAAGCCGGAUCAAGCCAAGGCUUUGGUGAAACAGGCUUUGGAAGAACAGAAGCUUGAAGAAAAGACCGAAAAACAAGUCAAGACCAAAUCUGACAAGAAGUCGGAAAAGGCUGAAGUAUCAGAGGUCCUUGCAGAGAAAAUAUCUGAGAAGAAACCAGAAGAAGCCAAGCAGCCGGAAGCCAAGGAGUCGGAAUCUAAGCCGGAUCAAGCCAAGGCUCUGGAGAAACGGGCUUUGGAAGAGCAGAAGCUUGAAGAAAAGGCCAAAAAACAAGUCAAAACUAAGUCUGAAAAGAAGUCGGAACAGGCCGAAGUAUCUGAGGUCCUUGCAGAGAAAAUAUCUGAGAAGAAACCAGAAGAAGCCAAGCAGCCGGAAGUCAAGGAUUCGGAAACUAAGUCAGAUCAAGCCAAGGCUUUGGAGAAACAGGCUUUGGAAGAACAGAAGCUUGAAGAAAAGACCGAAAAACAAGUCAAGACCAAAUCUGACAAGAAGUCGGAAAAGGCUGAAGUAUCUGAGGUCCUUGCAGAGAAAAUAUCUGAGAAGAAACUAGAAGAAGCCAAGCAGCCGGAAGUCAAGGAGUCGGAAGCUAAGCCGGAUCAAGCAAAGGCUCUGGAGAAACGGGCUUUGGAAGAACAGAAGCUUGAAGAAAUGGCCAAAAAACAAGUCAAAACUAAGUCUGAAAAGAAGUCGGAACAGGCCGAAGUAUCUGAGGUCCUUGCAGAGAAAAUAUCUGAGAAGAAAGCAGAAGAAGCCAAGCAGCCGGAAGUCAAGGAGUCGGAAACUAAGUCAGAUCAAGCCAAGGCUUUUGAGAAACAGGCUUUGGAAGAACAGAAGCUUGAAGAAAAGACCGAAAAACAAGUCAAGACUAAAUCUUACAAGCAGUCGGAAAAGGCUGAAGUAUCUGGGGUCCUUGCAGAGAAAAUAUCUGAGAAGAAAGCAGAAGAAGCCAAGCAGCCGGAAGUCAAGGAUUCAGAAACUAAGUCAGAUCAAGCCAAGGCUUUGGAGAAACAGGAUUUGGAAGAACAGAAGCUUGAAGAAAAGACCGAAAAACAAGUCAAGACUAAAUCUGACAAGAAGUCGGAAAAGGCUGAAGUAUCUGAGGUCCUUACAGAGAAAAUAUCUGAGAAGAAACCAGAAGAAGCCAAGCAACCGGAAGUCAAGGAGUCGGAAACUAAGCCGGAUCAAGCCAAGGCUUUGGAAGAACAGAAGCUUGAAGAAAAGGCCAACAAACAAGUCAAAACUAAGUCUGAAAAGAAGCCGGAACAGGCCGAAGUAUCUGAGGUCCUUGCAGAGAAAAUAUCUGAGAAGAAAGCAGAAGAAGCCAAGCAGCCGGAAGUCAAGGAUUCAGAAACUAAGUCAGAUCAAGCCAAGGCUUUGGAGAAACAGGCUUUGGAAGAACAGAAGCUUGAAGAAAAGACCGAAAAACAAGUCAAGACUAAAUCUGACAAGAAGUCGGAAAAGGCUGAAGUAUCUGAGGUCCUUGCAGAGAAAAUAUCUGAGAAGAAAGCAGAAGAAGCCAAGCAACCGGAAGUCAAGGAGUCGGAAACUAAGCCGGAUCAAGCCAAGGCUUUGGAAGAACAGAAGCUUGAAGAAAAGGCCAACAAACAAGUCAAAACUAAGUCUGAAAAGAAGCCGGAACAGGCCGAAGUAUCUGAGGUCCUUGCAGAGAAAAUAUCUGAGAAGAAACCAGAAGAAGCCAAGCAACCGGAAGUCAAGGAGUCGGAAGCUAAGCCGGAUCAACCCAAGGCUUUGGAGAAACAGGCUUUGGAAGAACAGAAGCUUGAAGAAAAGACCGAAAAACAAGUCAAGACCAAAUCUGACAAGAAGUCGGAAAAGGCUGAAGUAUCUGAGGUCCUUGCAGAGAAAAUAUCUGAGAAGAAACCAGAAGAAGCCAAGCAGCCGGAAGUCAAGGAGUCGGAAGCUAAGCCGGAUCAAGCAAAGGCUCUGGAGAAACGGGCUUUGGAAGAACAGAAGCUUGAAGAAAUGGCCAAAAAACAAGUCAAAACUAAGUCUGAAAAGAAGCCGGAAAAGGCCGAAGUAUCUGAGGUCCUUGCAGAGAAAAUAUCUGAGAAGAAAGCAGAAGAAGCCAAGCAGCCGGAAGUCAAGGAUUCGGAAAAUAAGUCAGAUCAAGCCAAGGCUUUGGAGAAACAGGCUUUGGAAGAACAGAAGCUUGAAGAAAAGACCGAAAAACAAGUCAAGACCAAAUCUGACAAGAAGUCGGAAAAGGCUGAAGUAUCUGAGGUCCUUGCAGAGAAAAUAUCUGAGAAGAAACCAGAAGAAGCCAAGCAAGAAAAGGGAGAGUCAAAAGUCAAAACUAAGGCCUCAAAGCCAAAGGCCUUGGCCAAAGAAAAAGAAGUGGUACAGCAGUUAGAAGAAGAGCAUAAAACACAAACAGCCUCCGAAAUAGUUGCCAAGAAAGUUUUUGAAGAAAGUGAGAAAGCUGAGCAGUCCGAAGAAAGGGAUGUUCCCAGCGGUAAGUUGGAUGGGAAAGUAUCCACACCCGCCUCCGUAUCUGAGACAAAUGCUAAAAGAGAUAUUGUCAUCGAUGGUGUCAAGAAAGGAUCUAAUGGAGACGACCAGCCAGGACAACAAAGAGAAACGGGAGAAAGGCAGGAUGAAGAAACAAUUGAAAAAUUGCCCAGGAAACUCCUUGAUCGAAAAAUUGACCGACUUGAAGACUUCGCCGACUCCGAAAGCCUUCAGACAUUCAAGUCAAUGGACUCCGUGUAUAAGGACCAGAAGGAGUCAAGGAGCGCCAAACGCCAGCCCACAGUGGACAUCCAACUCACCAACCGGAAUACGGCGUCGGGCAGUGACCUGAAGCUGACCUGCGGCCUGUCGGGCCACGACAUGAACGUGAUGUGGUUCAAGCAGGACAGCCUCAUCGAGAACGGGGCCAAGUACAGAAAAACAUUGGAAAACGGCCUCGCGCGCCUUGAAAUCAAAUCGGCCGAAGUAGGCGACUCUGGCAUUUAUCGCUGCAUAGCGUCCAAUCAGAAUGGAGAAGUCGAAACUAGCUGUCUUGUGACUAUAUACGAAGCACCUUCGAGCCAAUUUGGCACUCCGCCAAUAUUUACACGCAACAUUCGAGAUACCUAUCAUUCCCAGGCCAAUCAGCUGGCUUUAGAGUGCAAGGUUUCGGGCAGUCCCAAGCCCAAAAUCUACUGGCAGAGGGAUAACACUCUUCUGCCGCUGGAGAGUCCCAAGUACCAGUUCUCCGAGCAGGCUGACGGCACGAAGCUCCUGACCAUUGCCCAGUUUGGCGCCGACGAUUCGGGUCUGUACACCUGCUACGCGGAGAGCGAGAACGGCCAGAUGAAGAUCAGCAAGUUCAUCCAGGCCACGGACUACGUGCGGGAGCGAGCUUCCGACACGAAGCCCAUAGAGAAGGUCAUCGAGGAGAUCAAGAAACGGGACGAGCCCUCCUCAGUCAGCGACAACGCCGCCGCCAAGGCCAGGGCCCGGGAGGCCAAGCUCCGCCUCAACCUGGAGACAAGCUUGAAGACCAUGACCAUUGGCAGCGGCAACAAGGCGCAGCUCAUCUGCUACGUCACCGGCAUCAUUGAGGACGUGCACUGGCUGAAGGACGGAGAGCGCGUCACAAAGGAUGCCCGCCACAAGAUCUACAACAUUAACGGAGCGAUCAGCCUGGAAAUAUACGAUGUCCGGGUGGAGGACAGUGGUGCCUACCGGUGUGUGGUGAAGAACAACAGGCACACCGUGGAGAGUGUCGGACAGCUCAGUGUUCUGGAUCAGUCCAACGGAAACCUUCCGGAGAGCUUCUCCAGUGGCAUAACAGAAUCCUUUGAUGCCCAGCGAAACGAGAUUGUUCUGAGCUGUCAGGUGCACGGGCGCCCCAAUGUCAGUUGGAUGCGGGACGACCACACCAUCUCCAACAAUCGCUACAAGGCAGUGGAGGAACCAGGUGGUUUGCGCAAGCUGAUCAUUAGGAAUCCCAUCUCCUCAGACUGCGGAAUCUUUGCCUGCUACGCCGAGCAUGAGAGUCGCAUCGACUCCAUCAGCACCACGAUAAAGGCGGCGGACUUGAAGCGUCUCCUUACCGUCAGCCAGCCGGAUCUACCGCUUUCAGUCGAGCUGGAUGCCGUCAUUCAGAGUAAGAGCUCCAUUGGCCAGGUCAAUGGCAAUGGCGAGCUCCGGAGAGCCGGCGACCGAAUUCUGCGCAGUGCCGGAAAUGCCAAGCCACUGUUCCACACACUCCUACACGAUCGUACUGUUUCCGAGGGAGCCACUCUCCGCCUGGUGUGUGCCGUGUCCUCGUUCGACGCGAACACCCGCAUAGAGUGGCUCAAAAACCACCGGCCCCUUCCCAAGGACUCCCGCUACCAGACGUUGGUCCACAACGGAGAGGCCUCCCUGGAGAUCUACGCCGCCGUGGCGGAGGACAGUGGAAACUACACCUGCAGCGCCGCCAACGACUUUGGCGAGACCCUGACCCACGCCCAGCUGAGGGUCUUUAAGAACUUUAAAGAGGCUCCGUUGCCAAGCACGUUCACGCAGCCGAUUCGAGACACAUAUUCUCUCAACGAUAAUGAGUUGGUUCUGGACUGCCGCGUGCGUGGACAACCUCGCCCAGAGAUCGAGUGGAUGAAGGGCACCGAGAUCCUCGAAAGCAGCGAUAAGUACAAGAUGAGCGACCAAGCCGACGGCUAUGCCAAGCUGGUGAUCAACAACCCCACGGAGAAAGACUCCGGCGUCUACUCGUGUGUGGCCAGGAACGAGGGCGCCGAGAACAAGAUCUCCCACCAGGUGGACUUCAAGGGCAAGCAGCACUACUCGCUGGAGAAGACCCAUGGCUUCUUCCACCGCGACCCCAACAAGCCGCACUUCCUCCUGCCCCUGGGCAACCAGACUGUCUGCAAUGGUGGCACCGUGGCGAUCUCUGCAGAGUUCAUGCAGACCAGUACGCCCAUCGAGGUGAAGUGGCUGCGCGACCGCCAGGUGGUGGACGGUCCGAACGUCAAGGCCCUGGCCGAUCGUGGCGUCUACACGCUGACCAUCAUGAAUGCCUCGCCGGAGAUCGAGGGCACCUACACCUGCCGAGCCUCGAACGCCUUCGGCCGUAUUGAGUCGCAUGCCAACAUCGACGUGUCUGUGGGAGCGCCCAAGGACGAGCGUCCACCGCUGUUCCUGUCGCGACCGGACACGGAAAUGAAGAUUGCAGUGGGUGAUCCGUUCUCGCUCUCCUUCCGCAUUGCUGGCGAUCCGAAACCUAAGCUGACCUUUAUGAAGGGCACCAAGGACAUCACCCAAUCCGACCGCGUCAGCAAAGAGGUCUCCGACGACUACACCAGAUUCACAGUGCAACAAGCCCAAAUCUCCGAUUCCGGCACCUACUUCGUGGUGGCUCGCAAUAACUUUGGCACUGACAGGAUAUUCGUGACCGUCACGGCAAUCCCUCGCGCUCGCUCCGCCACGCCAACGCAACCCCGUUGGGGGCUUCCCCUGGACAGUUACAGCGACACUUCGUACUUCAGAGAUCCGCCGGGCUGCAUUGCCACCGAGCCCUUGGUCGUGGAUUCCGGGCCCACCCACAUUUCGCUGUCCUGGGGCAAGCCGGUGAGCGCCAACUCCGCUCCGGUCAUCGCCUACAAGGUGGAGUCCUGGGUGGUGGGUCACGAGGGUGGCGCCUACUGGAGGGAACUAGGGCUGACGCCCAUCAACUCAUUCGACGCCUUCAACCUCAAGCCCAACGUCGAGUACCACUUCCGGGUGACGCCCAAGAACCGCUACGGCUGGGGUCCGGCCGUGCAAACCAGUUCGUCCUUGCAAGUCGGAGGCGUGGAGUGCCUGCCCGAGUUCGUGAAAAUCCUGCCGGGCCAGGCCAAGGCCUUGCUGGGCUCCUCCUUCACCCUGCAGUGCAACAUGCGUGGAGCUCCACGGCCACAUGUCACCUGGUUCAAGGACGGCAUUCAGCUGAGCAGCAGUUCGGAGCGAGUCAAGAUCCGCCAGAUCGGGUCGACCUGUGCCCUGACUAUCGCCACAGUAAGCGAACUGGAUUCGGGUCGGUAUACCUGCGAAGCCACCAACUCCAAGGGGAGGGUGUCCACCUUCGCCCGCCUUCAGGUUGUCUCGGACGCGAGGAUCUACGAAGCAGACUCUCGCCUCAAGGAGAUAGCCCACGGGCGCAGUCAGGGCGAGGUAGGGGACUCCCUACCCAUCUUCACAAUGCGCCUGCGGGAUCGCCGAGUCCAGGUCACCUAUCCCGUUCGUCUCACGUGCCAGAUUGUGGGCUACCCAGUGCCCGAGAUUCUAUGGUACAAGGACGACCAGCUUAUUGCGACCGGAAGGAAGUACUUGACGACCUCAGAAGGCCAGUUCUUCACUUUGGAAAUCGCAGCCACCACACUGGAUGACAGUGGCACUUAUACUUGCCUGGCCAAGAACGAGCUGGGCUCCGUCUCCUGCCAUUGCAUCCUGGUGGUGGACAAGGGCAUUCGUGCCUACAUAUCGCCGGACUUUUAUGUGCCCCUGGAUCCCUUCUACAUUUUCCGCGAAGGCUCCGAAAUCCGUUUGUCGACGAAGGUCGAGGCCUAUCCCGCUGUGGGCGUGACCUGGCACCGAAACGGGAUGAGGUUGCGGCCCAGUCGUCGUCUGACAGCAACUCUGGAUUCCAACGGAUACGUGGAGCUGAUAAUCGCGGAGGCCUCGGCCCGGGAUGCUGGCAUUUAUGUGUGCGUCGCCUCCAACGUAGUGGGCAAGGUGGAAACCAUCUGCCGUGUGGCCAUCGAGGAGGACGAGGAGCACGAUGCACUGCGGCCGUCGAGAGCACUGGAAAUCCCGAGCAUUAAGGCCGACGAUCUACCUUAUUCCAAGGAGCCCUUGUUCGUGGUGAAGCCCCGUUCCAGCGAAGCCUACGAAGGCGACAACAUCAUCAUUUUCUGCGAGGUGGUUGGCGACCCAAAGCCCGAGGUGGUUUGGCUGCGCGAUUUUCUGAACCCGGAGUACUACAAGGACGCACCGCACUUCCGACGCAUCGGAGACGGCCCCGAGUACCGCCUGGAGAUACCCAGCGCCAAGUUGGACUUCACCGGCACCUACUCAGUCAUAGCCAGCAACUGUCAUGGCGAAGCCAAGGCUGUAAUUUCCCUGCAAAUCUUCGCAAAAGACAUUCUUAAAGAUAGACGCAUGGAUCAGGUGCAGACGCGCCACAGCAACAUCGAAACGCUUCCUCGCUUCGUACGGAACCUGCGGAACCUGCGCUGCUGCGAUGGGGAUGCUAUUUCGUUGGAAUGCCAGGUGGAGGCCGACCCAGAGCCAUUUAUUAUAUGGGAGAAGGACGGUCGAGUGGUGCCCUCAGAUAGGGACUACGAAAUGUCGUUCGAUGGGACCAAGGCUACGCUAAGAAUACCGCGAGUAUAUCCGGAGGAUGAAGGCGAGUACACGUGCGUCGCAAAGAACUCGGUGGGUCGAAGUCUGUCCUCGGCUUGCAUUAUCGUGGACGUGCCUGAGGAAAAGGAGAACAUGCUGAGUCGCCAGCUGACACGCCCUAGUGGCCUCUUAUCCGCCCACUCCACUCCCCGAUCCACUCCCAGAUCCACGCCCGCCCGCAGCUUCUCCCCAUUCCGUUUAUCCUACCGGACAAGUAGCAUUGAUCUAACGGGAGUAACCGAGCGGCGGAGGAGUGACGCUCGUUCCGCCAUUACGGCGCCCAAGUUUCUGGCCAUCCCCUACAACCGGGUAGUGGAGGAGGGCGACUCCGUGCGGUUCCAGUGCGCCAUCUCAGGUCACCCGACUCCAUGGGCCACCUGGGACAAGGACGGCUUGAUUGUCACCCCAACUCCCCGGAUAGCCGUUAAGGAGAUCGACGACUUGAGGAUUAUUGAGAUCGACGAAGUGUCCUUUGAUGAUGCCGGUCUGUACAGGAUUACGCUGGAAAACGACUUUGGGCGCAUAGAGGCCACUGCCCGGCUUGACGUGAUCAGUAGCUCGCGAUACUCCAAGUCGCCUUCAGUGCGGAGCGUGCGCGCCUCCUCCUCUCGUCGCAAUGCCUACCUAUACCGACGCAUCAUGGGUCCAUCCACAGCAAUUGGCGGACGCAUGGCUCUGGCCACCGGAUACCGAGGCUCUUCGGUUCCCUCCGUCAGAUUCUACCACAACUCCGUGGAAAUUGAGCCCUCGGAUCGAGUUCAUAUAGAGUUCGAUGAGGAGAAUUCGAUGGUUGUCCUGUUCGUUGACAAUGUUACACUAGCGGACGAGGGCGUUUACAGCUGCAUCAUUAGUGGGGACCACGAUCCCCUAAUCAGCUCCACCACAGUCACUUUCCAUGAGACGGCAAGAGAAUCCCAGAGAAAGGGAGCCACGAUUAGUCAACCCCUCCCUCAGAUUAGCAGUGCUUUAGAGGGCGAAGUGAUCGACCUUACAUGCGUCAUCGAUUGCGAAGAGCCCUUCAGCUACGUCUGGCUUAGGAAUGGAGAAGUUUUGCCGGACAGCGAGGAAUUCAACUAUAUCGACCACGGCAAUGGACGUCUGGGCCUGCGCAUCACGGAUGCCUUCGACAUUGACUCCGGAACUUACAGCUGUCAGGUGUUUACCUCGGAGUCUUCCUCCGGCGAAUGCGAAUACGAAUGCGACUGCAGCACCAGCGGCGAGCUGCGCGUUCUGGAACGCGAUCUGAGGCGGGAGGACCAGGAGUGCGUGCAGCUGCUGAAGACCCCGCUUCCGGUAGUCUGCGCUGCCGGGGAGGAGGUCAUCUUUUAUGGACGUGUUUUCCCCUGCGACGCGGAAGCCGAAUGGUACCUCAAUGGAGAGCAGCUAAUAGACGAUGACUCACUUGACAUGACGUUGGAGUCGUACCCUGAGAACGGCAUUCGGCUGUUGCGUCUUCGAGACGUCGCCGCCUCCAGAAGCGGAGAGAUCUACCUGCAGGUGAAGCAUCCCCAGGCGGAGGCCAGGCGCCUUCCCGCUACCAGAACCUACACCAGCCUCCUGGUCCUGCCCUCCAUCCGAGGCAACAGCUCCUCCGCCUCGCUGGCGGCCAGAAGCUGCUUUUUGUCGCGGCCCGAGGAUUGCACCGCCCUCAUCGGCGGCCAUGUCCGGCUGAACGUCCGCUACGAGCCAUUCCCGGGCACCAAAGUGGUGUGGUACAAGGCGAGCCGCGCCAUUGUUGAAAGCUCGAAUGUAACCAUACGGACCACGGCUCAGCAGUCGACGCUUUACAUCUCCGACAUCUCGGCGGAUGACAGCGGCAAGUACACGGUGGAGGUGAUGAGCGACUACGGGAUCGAGGCUGCUGCUGCCUCCGUGGCAGUGGAAGGUCCUCCGGAGCCGCCCAGUGGCCAGCCCAGCGUCUCCUUAGGCCCGGAUAGGGUGGCAGUGGCCUGGUGUGGACCGCCCUACGACGGAGGCUGUAUGAUCACCGGAUUCAUCAUUGAGAUGCAGAUCUGCGAGGAAGACAACCGCGAGGACAUCGGAGAGGACUCCUGGCAGGAAGUGGCUCGGGUUGUGGACACUUUGGCGUACACGGUCAAGAACCUGCAACCCCAGACCCAGUACCGCUUCAGAGUUAGAGCCGAGAACAUCCACGGCCGCAGUCCGCCAAGCCAUGUCAGCGAAACGGUGAAGAUUAUUGGAAAGGCCCAGAGGACGGCCGGGGAUAGUACCUCCACCGUCAGCGUAGAGUCUGGCGGGGACUUCAAAUCCCGCUUCCAGAUCAUCGAGGAGCUGGGCAAGGGACGCUUCGGCAUCGUCUACAAGGUCCAGGAACGAGGUCAACCGGGCCAGCUGCUGGCCGCCAAGGUGAUCAAGUGCAUCAAGGCCAGGGACAAGCAGAAGGUCAUUGAGGAGAUUUCUAUCAUGCGCUCCCUACAGCACCCCAAGCUGCUCCAGUUGGCAGCCUCUUUCGAGAGUCCCCGGGAGAUCGUUAUGGUUAUGGAAUACAUCACUGGCGGAGAACUCUUCGAGCGAGUGGUGGCCGAUGACUUCACCCUGACCGAACUGGACUGCAUCCUGUUCCUGCGCCAGGUGUGCGAGGGCGUGGCCUACAUGCACAGCCAGAGCGUGGUCCACCUCGACCUGAAGCCGGAGAAUAUCAUGUGCCACACCCGCACUAGUCACCAGAUCAAGAUAAUUGACUUCGGCCUGGCCCAGCGGCUGGACGCGAAGGCGCCAGUCCGGGUUCUCUUUGGCACCCCAGAGUUUAUCCCGCCGGAGAUCAUCAGCUACGAGCCCAUCGGCUUCAAGUCGGACAUGUGGAGCGUCGGUGUCAUCUGCUAUGUUCUGCUCUCUGGGCUCUCGCCCUUCAUGGGUGACACGGAUGUGGAGACCUUUUCGAACAUAACCCGGGCAGAUUACGAUUUCGAUGACGACGCCUUCGACUGCGUUUCGCAGGAGGCCAAGGACUUUAUCUCUCAGCUCCUGGUUCACCGCAAGGAGGAGCGCCUGACCGCCCAGCAGUGUCUGGAGUCCAAGUGGCUGUGUCAGCGCUACGACGACAACCUCAGCAACAACAAGAUCUGCACGGACAAGCUCAAGAAGUUCAUCAUCCGGCGGAAGUGGCAGAAAACCGGCAAUGCUAUCCGCGCCCUCGGACGAAUGGCAAACUUGUCGGCCUCGCGUAGGAACUCCGCUAUUGCCAUGGGCGCCCUGAGUAGCCCGCGGCCUUCCCUCUCUGGACUAGGCCUGCUCAAUGCUAGUGCCAUGAUAUCGAGUGGACUGAGCGUCCAGAUGACGUCGCUCCACGAGGAGGAAGACGACUUCAGCGUGGAGAUGUCGCCCCUGGUGGAGAAGCGAUCCGUGCUGAAGUUCCGGGACAAGUCUCAGUGCAGUGAGCGCAGCGAUUCCGGGUACAGCGAGUGCUCCAACUGCAGUGGAGCGCAGGAGACGCUGCUCCUCUCGUUGGCCAAGUCGAAGCUGGAGCAGAUUGCGAAGGCCUCAACGUCCCUGGCCGUGGCCACGCAGGAUCCGGAGAGUGCUUUGACUCUGGAGCUGCCCGCAAAGGGCCAGGAGUCCAUCAUGCGUUCCGACUUUACGAACACGAUUAAGAUGCGCAAGAAGUCGCUGGAGGACAGCUGUGCAAGGGAGAAGCCCAAGCCCAAGCCCCACAACAAGCCUGCGUGCGAGUCCAAGCUGAAGGUGUCCCAGUUGAAGGACCGGUUUCAGACCCAUCCCCCUCCAGUUGCUGCUCCUGCCGCAUUCGCUGCUAAAUCCUCUAAAAUCCCGCCUGCCCGCGAGCCAUUUAAGAUCUCGAAAGUGGCGAGCGUGGGGCGCUUAAGCAGAACAGAGGAGCCGCAGACACCUGGCAGAGGUCCUAGCCCUGGAACCCGAAAAGACACCCCUGUCCAGGCCCGGUCCAUGCCAAGCUCCCCGGUGCCCCAGCGCUCCGCCACGCCGACGCGGCUGAUGAGCCAGCGCGUCCGAGAGGCCGCCGAGCGGCUUGCCCAGCAGCAGACGGUCGCCAGCGGGGCUCGUCGGCAGCUCAGGGGCAACGGCAAUGGAAACACCAGCAACAGCAGCGUCAACAAUGGAAGCAACCCGAGCGGCGGUAUUGGGAACACGGAGUCCAACCGCGAGUCACGUGCGCGACAUCUCAUUAAAAGAUUCAACACUGGAUCACAGCAUAUUACGUCCUAGAUUAGGUCGGUUUAGGGCCGACACAAUUUAAAAUUUAUUUUAAAAUACAGCGGAGCGGAUACACAUCCAUAUAUAUAUUAUAAAUGAAACCCCACGAGACAAAAUAAUUACGAAACACUCGAAUAUGAAAGCGAAUUCGAUUCGAGCGAUUGCGAGCAACACAUCCACAUCCACCUCCAUACCCCCACACACCCACUUACAGUAGGAUACAUCUAUCCGACAUCCGGCAUCUAGCCCCACGGACGCACUCCCUCACUCGGAGGGAAUGUACUUAGGCUAGAGGAAGCUAAGUGUUUAAAUUAUUGUUUCGAUUUAUAUACAUAUUUACCAUACUAAUUAAAGUUAAAGUAACGAA